GUACCGAGCUGACAGCACCUGGAUGACAGCAUGGAUAACAACACGCACACCUCCACACACACACUGCCUGCUGCCUAUAAAAUCACAGACACACACAACGAGCUGCUUACUGCUGACUGCCGGAGCUUUCAACCGGAACCAUGGGCGUCAUCAUCUCACACAUCUUCUCCAGGUUCACCUCCAAGAGACCUGUCAGGAUUUUAAUGGUGGGUCUGGAUGCAGCAGGUAAAACCACUCUGCUGUACAGACUGAAGCUGGCCGAGGUCGUCACUACCAUCCCGACUAUUGGUUUUAAUGUAGAGACAGUGGAGUACAAGAACAUCAGUUUUACAGUUUGGGAUGUUGGUGGUCAGACUAUCAUCAGACCUCUGUGGAGACAUUACUACACUAACACACAGGGUCUGAUAUUUGUGGUCGACAGCAACGACCCAGAGAGGAUUAAAGAAGCUGCCAACGAGCUGCACAUGAUGCUGGAAGAGGACGAGCUGAGGAGCGUGGCUUUACUGGUGUUUGCCAACAAACAAGAUUUGCCCAGAGCCAUGUCUGUCAGUGACAUCACAGAGGCCCUGGGCCUAUCAGCAGUCUCACGGCCGUGGUUCGUCCAGUCUGCCUGUGCCAUCAGUGGUACAGGUCUGGUCGAGGGUCUGGAUUGGCUCUCCAACCAGAUCCUACAACAGUAGACGCUGAUGUGAUGCACCGGUGUUCUGCUUUAUUUUGUUUCCUGCUCAAUCUUCAAACACGUCUGGCAGUCUGCCGAGCCAGUGAAUCCAGGACAACAAUGAAGGAUCCCUCGUAGCUUUGACAUGUUAAAAACACCUCGAUCACAAAGACAUGUCACUGCUGCGUUCACAGCACACAGAAGAUCCUGUAGAUCUCAGCUUCCUUCUGGAAGAUCAGUUUGAAAUUCAUUACCUCAAAGUGCUGUUACACUGCAGCGAAUGCCGUGAAAAGUCACAAAUAUCUGUGCCUGCAAAUCUUUCCUACAUGUGUUGCUUAAUUUUUAAAUUGGCUAAGGCCAAGGCCGACAAUCAUGUGUUGUUUAAUGUUUGUUAAAACCAAUGUGAUGUGAACAGAUCUUUGGUCGUGGAGCUCUGACAGUCAGUCAGUGUCGAGAAGUGUCAAUGAAUGUCAAAUCAGACAAACAUCACGAUAAUUCAUUGAUUGCGAUUUAUAAAAUGACACUGCAGCACAUAAGUCAAAUGUUUCAUUGCUAAAAUCAAAGCAUUAAAAUGCUCAUCAGGUGUGACCACAUAUCAAACCUAUAUAUAUUUUAUUUUGUGUAACAGAAGUAUCCGAUAGUCCCACAAAUGUUUCUUGGGAACAGGUGGACUAUCUUUAUGAGAAAAAUAUUUAACUGCACUGAUUGUCUUCUUCUUUUCAUCUGUUUACAAAUGAUUGUACUACAGAUGUUAAUAUUCACUUCAUCUGUCAGUGAUUCUAAACUUAUAUUCUUAAAGUACUUUUACUAGCCAACUUUGUGUUUCUAGUUGAUGUCCUGUAAGUUAAAUUUGUACUUAAAGAGGAGUCCUUUUUUUUUCUUGCUAUUUGGAUAAUCACUUAUUUCUGUAACAUUAUUCUAUUAUUACUAUGUAAUACAUAAUAAGUCUUAAUGAACAUGUAUAUUUUUUAUUAAUUUAGUUUAUAUUUAUUUUAUAAUAAAUUUGUUGUGGUGA
Micropterus salmoides (largemouth bass) is the source of this 1673-nucleotide messenger RNA. RefSeq names its product ADP-ribosylation factor 4-like. The record is from RefSeq and is a predicted model, not a curated record. The coding region runs from base 141 to 680 and encodes 179 amino acids. Gene Ontology annotation, molecular function: GTP binding; GTPase activity. Gene Ontology annotation, biological process: intracellular protein transport; vesicle-mediated transport. Lineage: Eukaryota; Metazoa; Chordata; Actinopteri; Centrarchiformes; Centrarchidae. Gene Ontology annotation, cellular component: cytoplasm; plasma membrane. The transcript is spliced from 6 exons.